AUGUUACAGAAUCGUAGUCUUGGCAAAAAACGAAACGUCACUCUCAAUCUCAAGAGUGCGCCCAUAGUUCAAAUACAGCCAAAAACUCCGAUAAAUGGAAAGAGCAGUGGUGCAGAUAAAGAAGGCAGUAAAUCUUUAGGUCAUGAUGGUUUGACGGAACGUUUAGCUGACCUUGAAAUUGGGGUAGAGUUCAGAAUAGAUUUACGUGCGGAAGAUUUAAAGGUUUUAAAUGAAUUAGGCGCGGGCAAUGGUGGUACAGUCUCGAAAGUUAUGCAUGUGACUACAAAGACUGUGAUGGCUAAAAAGAUCAUACACAUCGAUGCUAAACCAAAUGUCCGUAAACAAAUCCUUCGCGAACUUCAUAUCCUUCACGAAUGCAAUUCACCAUAUAUUGUGUCAUUUUAUGGAGCAUUUAUAAAUGAUGGUGAUAUUUCCAUGUGCAUGGAAUAUAUGGAUGUUGGGAAAAAUGGUGCCAUUCCAUUAGGUAUACUUGGCAAAAUUACACAUUCGGUAUUAGAAGGCCUUAAUUAUUUAUAUCAGUGUCAUCAGAUUAUUCACAGAGACGUAAAACCUUCCAACAUCCUUGUUAAUUCAAAAGGUCAAAUCAAAAUUUGUGAUUUUGGAGUUUCUGGUGAAUUAAUUAAUUCGGUGGCAGAUACUUUUGUUGGUACAUCACAUUACAUGUCGCCUGAACGUAUUCAAGGUUCUCCAUAUACUGUAAGAUCGGAUGUUUGGUCUCUUGGUAUUACUUUGCUGGAAUUAGCUCUUGGAAGAUUCCCUUUCCCCUCUGAUGGUAGUCAAUUGACUGUGUUAGAACUGUUGCAACAUAUUGUUAAUGAACCUCCACCAGAAUUACCAGCCGGAGAAUUUCCGCCAGAUUUUGACAAUCUAGUACAGCAAUGUUUAAUUAAAGAUGUUGAUAAGCGGCCAGUACCUCACGAUUUACUGCAACAUCGUUACGUAAGGACUUCUGCUCAAUCGCGUGUAGAUGUUGAAGCUUGGGCGAAUAGCAUUAAGCGAUAA
Messenger RNA from Ambispora gerdemannii, 1023 nucleotides. The record is from the annotation of a GenBank genome assembly. NCBI's taxonomy places the organism in Eukaryota, Fungi, Glomeromycota, Glomeromycetes, Archaeosporales, Ambisporaceae.